Messenger RNA from Drosophila rhopaloa, 819 nucleotides. RefSeq lists its product as uncharacterized. NCBI's taxonomy places the organism in Eukaryota, Metazoa, Arthropoda, Insecta, Diptera, Drosophilidae. The transcript has a single exon. The coding region runs from base 106 to 798 and encodes 230 amino acids. The record is from RefSeq and is a predicted model, not a curated record.
CGUCAAUGUCAAUAUAAAUUGUUGGUUAUUUAUAAUUCGGUGGCUUAUUCCCAACGUUUAGAUUUCCAAAUAAAUAAGUAACAUCCAAAUUUUUUAAGUGCAGUUAUGAAGCGUAUAUGCUCGGGAAAGUCAAGUAAUUUAAGGCCGUCGAACACACUUAAGUUCGUGGAACCCGCUAAGUCCACAUCUGCUCUGCGUUCUCUUUUCCAUUUGGAGAAACGACAGAAUGUGGCCAAGACUGCUUCAGCUUCUUCUCAUCUAUCAGCUCCUAAAGUUUCCGAGAAGACACCGGAAAAAGCGCUAUCCGAAAAGAUCAAGUCCAAUCCAUGUCGAAGUCUUAAACUGGCGGUCGUUGAGCCACAUAUUUCGGGGAAGGUCGUUAAAAAGAUAAGGUCCAGAACAAAUGAGGGUUCUACUCCAACAACAGGUUCCUCUGGAAAAUCGGGAAUCGCCAGGAGCACAGCUACCAUUAAAUCACAGACGUUCUAUAUUCCUCUACGGAGCUCGAAUGGAGUGACCAGUCGAAUUUACCGACCCGCCGGCUCCGGAGUAUUCCAUUACCACCUAUCAGACUUGGAGGAAGCCGGAUUUGGACGAAGUCUGGUCUUUCCCAUGAAAUCGGUGCCGGCGGCCGAGCUUCAACUACUACGGAAUGGCCAGCGGAUCAACUACCUGGAGAGGCGAUACGAACGGAGUCCGGACGACAAGUACAACUAUCCCGAGGCGACUAGCUGGCGAUAUGGCUGGUUUCAUCGGGAGUCUGAUCUUUUCCAGAAACGAGUACCCAGACGAGAUUAAAUAAACAUUUCGUGCACUCGA